Messenger RNA from Chaetomium globosum CBS 148.51, 2454 nucleotides. RefSeq lists its product as uncharacterized. The coding region runs from base 1 to 2454 and encodes 817 amino acids. The record is from RefSeq and is a predicted model, not a curated record. The transcript has 10 exons. Gene Ontology annotation, molecular function: monooxygenase activity; FAD binding. Lineage: Eukaryota; Fungi; Ascomycota; Sordariomycetes; Sordariales; Chaetomiaceae.
AUGAGGGACGAAAUGAAAUCCGAAAAAUUGGACGAGGAGCGAGAUCGAUGGGUCGAUUCUCUCGAUGAUGGUGAAAUCUGUCGCCUGGCUUCCUCUUUCCACCACGGAGACCCAUGCACCAUCUUUCGUCCGCGCAAGCGUGGCGGUUUCAACGUCUGUUUUUUUAUUGAGUUCGAGUCCACAUCAGAACGAUGGGUGGUCCGGAUCCCAAUCCCCGUCAUGGUACCCAAGGCCGUCCUGGACGAAAAGACUGAGAUUGAAUUGGCGACUAUGCGAUAUGUGUCGGCCAAAACUACAAUUCCCAUCCCAAGAGUACAUGCCUACGCCUUCUCUGACACAGGACUGAAUGGGCUGCCCUUUAUCAUUAUGGACUACAUUGACGGCCAGAAUCUCAAAGCCCUAGGGUUCGGGGGAAAGGAUAGUAGCCACACCUUCGGCGAGAUUGGCCGAUUGGAAGGGCCUCAGACUCCCACUGCGAACCCAGAAGAAAUCGGUGUGUACCAACGGCCGCUCUCAGUCGAGAUCUCGGACCAAGAGCUCGAUGGCCUAGAGCCUGCCGAAGUCUUCCCGCCCAAGCGAACCUUCUCCACGGCCAGGGAAUUUGUGAAUGGCCUCCUAUGGCUAGCAAACAACAAGCUUGAGAAGGAACGCGACCAAGCACUGGACGAUAGGGCACCUGACUCUGUUUUAUAUGCCGCUCACCAUUUUAAGCAAUUUAUUCAAGACGAAUGGUUGGAUCAGUCAGCCAAUAAAGGACCAUUCGUCCUGGCACUUGGCUACGUUGCGUACUUGUUAGUACACGGAGACAUGGAUAUAGUCAUAGGAAAUGUCCUGUUUGACCAAGACUACAAACUCGUUGGCGUCCUGGACUGGGAAUGGAGCCGGGUGGUGCCAGGCCAGCUCAUGAUGCCCCCUAUAUGGCUCAAUGCCGGCAAUAUAGAAUUUGUGAUGCUUGCCAAACAUGCGUAUUGCACACAAGUCGCUUACCUCCGUCAAGCCGUCCAGGAACGGGAGAAAGCACUAGGUCUUCCUCCACUCCUAUCGACCCAGUGGGCCGCCUCUGGAGACGUGGCUCGUCCGAAUCAAUUUGACUCUCUAACAAGUAUUAACGUAAUUGCCUCAUUGCUCGCCAUGGGAGACAUGGAAGGGUCGGAGCUUGGAAGCUUGGUCAUGGACAAAUACAACAUUGUUGGCGACGUCGGGGCGGCGAUCCACCUCUCCCCCAACGUCACCCGCAUCCUGCCGCGCUGGGGCAUCAAGACCGAGAACCUGGAACCAAGCUUGAUGUCUCGCUAUGUUGAACGCACCAAGGGCGGCGAUGUGAUCAAAGACGUUGAUCUCACCGUCCCCAACGCACGCUGGGGCUACCCCCGGCAGAUGGUUCACCGCCCUGCUCUUCACCGGGAACUAAAGAGAGUUGCCACAUCAGCGGAGGGUGUUGGGGAGCCCGUGGAGUUCCUCCCAAAACACCGUGUUGUCGACGUCAAGCCACAUGUGGGGGUUCAUAUGGACUCCGGUGUACUGGUAUCGGCUGAUGUGUUCAUCGGGGCCGACGGCAUUAAAUCAAAAACGAGAGAGGCCAUCAAGCAAACGGAGCUGUUCCGCACCGGCAAAGCAGCCUUCCGGUUCCUUAUUCCCUCAUGCCUAGUCGAAUUCAGUCCCGAGACAGAAUCACUAGGCAACCAGAAAGACACACUCACCACCUGGUUCGCAGACGACAGGCGGAUCGUCAUGUAUCCGUGCCAAAACAACGAGUGGUUGAACUUUGUCUGCAUCUACCCCGACCCAGUCUCAGAAACACUCCCCAACCACGACUGGGGCAGGGCUGCUACACGCGAGGAGGUGCUCAACGCGUUCAGCGACUUCGACGAGCGGCUGCUGACCCUCUUCCGCAAAGCCGACAAGACCACAAUAAAAGCCUGGCAGCUCCUCGACAUGGAGACCCUCCCCACCUGGACAUCGUCGAAACUCGCCCUCAUGGGCGACGCAGCACACCCCUGCCUACCCUACCAAGCACAAGGCGGCGCCCAAGCCAUAGAGGAUGCCGCCGCCCUCGCCGCCGUCCUGCCCAUGGGCACCGAGCCCCACGAGGUGCCCGAGCGCCUCAAGCUGUACGAGGCCAUCCGCUCCGAGCGAGCGGGCCGCAUACAGGAGUACUCGCGGCUGACGGGCAAGGAUUGGGUGAAUGGGGCGCCCGUGUAUGAUAUGCGGGCGUUUGAGGAGUACAACUUCAACCACGACGAGAUGUCCAACUCGGCUUCUGCCUUUAAGACCUGGCUUGAUGCCAAGUUGACGUCGAUGGCAGACGAUGAGUUGUUGGAGCAGCCUUGGGAACAGGCUGUGGAGCGGCCCUUGGGGCAAACCUUGGGAAAGCCUGUGGAGCAGGCCUUGGAACACGCCUUGGAGAAGCCCUUGGGCCAGACUUGGGAACAACCGCUGGAGAUUCUCGACUGA